Cavia porcellus (domestic guinea pig) is the source of this 1009-nucleotide messenger RNA. RefSeq lists its product as uncharacterized. NCBI's taxonomy places the organism in Eukaryota, Metazoa, Chordata, Mammalia, Rodentia, Caviidae. The record is from RefSeq and is a predicted model, not a curated record. The transcript is spliced from 2 exons. Bases 172 to 789 code for a protein of 205 amino acids.
CGGCGGGCACCGCGAGCAUCUGGAAGGAGAGACACAGCCGGGUUGGGAGGGUGCAGGCAGUGUCAGACAGGGGUACGGAGACCGGGGCUCCCCAGGAAGACAUGCAUCGGCAGCGAUAGGAGCAGAGGGAGGCAGAGGCAGGCAGGAACGCGGGUGUCCUCUCCCCGCCGGAUGCGCCCCCAGACCCCGCACUCAUGCACACGCAGACCCCGGGAAGAGAGCGGGGAUCAGGCAGGAAGCCCCAGCCUCGGGACCCUCAGCGGGCAAAGAAAGAAGCCGUUUCUUGGCACAUCACCUUGCUGUGCGCCGGCUCUGAGCUCGCAGCUCCUGCUGGAAACGCAGCCCAGCCUGCAGCUCCCUGCUCUCGGGAGCUGCCGCACGCGCCGCCGUCUGGAGCCGUCCACUCAGCUCCUGCGCCCGCGCGCGCCCCGUGCCCACCCUCCCCCCGCGCCCGGCGCCCGCCGUUCCCCUCGGUUCACCCGCUCCUCCUUCCCCACCUCCUCCUUUCCCCUCUUCCACCUCCUCCAGGCCCACCUUCCGCUCCCGGAAUCCCAGCUGCAGCGAGUGAGUGGGCUCCGGAUGCGACGCAGCGCUGGAGCCGGAGGAUGCCGGAGCUCCGGGCCUAGAAACCCGCGUCUGCUUUCUAACAUCUCGCCUCCGAAAGAGGCUCUCCGAGCCCGAGGCAGCUUGCUGGUUCUCCCUGCGCCCGGGGUGAUCUCUCUCGGAGUCCGCGGUCUCUCUCAGUUGCCCUGCUCUGCGAUUUCCAGGGUAGUCAGUGCCUUGUCUUGAAUUUAUGAGAAACAAGAAGGAGGUCAAGGAACUUACUUUCAUGUUGCUUCUCAAGUGUUCAGGUCAUUUGGCAAUCCACUCCUCCCUGCCUCCUUUCGAGUCAUCCUUCUAUGAUGUUUGCAAGUACAGAAACCAGACCUUGGAAGAAUGGAGCUAUUCUGUCUCUCUCAGAACAGAAAAUUGUUAGAUAGUUUUUAAAUAAUAAAUAUAUUGGCUUCCA